GGUUGUUGGGUUCUGUCCACAUACAGUCCACUCACCUCAGUCUGAGUACAAAUCAAAAUGGCACAGGCUCUUCUCUUUAUUCUGAUGAGUACACUUUUCUACAAAGCAAAUUCCCUGACCUGUUAUCAAUGCAUACCCGAGACAUCAGUCAAAUGUACCGAAACUAAAGUGGAGUGUGCUGUCGGUCAGUGUGGGACCAUGAAAACCACAUCUUAUUUGGGUAACGACAAGUUGGCAGACAUGAUUAUGAAAAACUGCUCUUUAACUCAACAAUGUGUGACCGCAUCUGUAAACUUAGGGGUUAUAAAAGCAGUCAUCAGCAACCAGUGUUGUAAUACUAACCUGUGCAAUAACCAGAGCGAACCAGAACCACCAAAAAAUCUCCAAAAUGGUAUAAUGUGCUACACUUGCAACGGAGAGGACUGCACUUCAACUUUAGCUUGUGUUGAUGGUGAAGAUCACUGUAUCAAAGCUACAGUUGAGGCUGAUGGAAAGAUAAUGAAGAUGAGAGGAUGUGCCACCAAAAGUUUCUGUAAAGGUGACCUUUCCACACAGAUUGUCCAGUCCACUGUAACAAGGGGCCUGAGCUGCUGUAGAGGAAAUCUUUGUAACAGGGCUACAGUUGUCAGUCAGCACGGUUUGAUUCAAAUAGGCCUGCUGAUCUUUGCUAUUGCAAAGGCAUCAUUUUAAACUUUGUCAUGGUUUUUAUAAAGCAUCAGUUCUAACGUUACAAAUGUUUAAGUUUCUGCAUUGUUAGGGUGUUCCUAAAUGUUUGUUAAUUGCUCUUCUGCAUACACUUUAAAAAUAGAGAACAGGAGCGUUGGUGUAUUUGUUAAGGCUUUUGUAUUUAAUUUGUAUUUACUAAAGGAUUUAUUACUGGUUAAUUGAAAAACAUUAUCUGAAUAAUCAACAGUUGCCGUAGCCUACUUUAUUUCUUUAAUAUAUUUAAAUAA
This is a messenger RNA of Paramisgurnus dabryanus, 953 nucleotides long. The record is from RefSeq and is a predicted model, not a curated record. Lineage: Eukaryota; Metazoa; Chordata; Actinopteri; Cypriniformes; Cobitidae.